CGGUGGCGAGCACACAAGCCGCCUUCAGAGACGCGAGGUGCGGAGCCGUCGCUGCUGCCUGCGGAUCCUGAGUUGGAGGAACCACCUCUCUCUCUGCGUCCCCGGAGCCACUAAGAUGCUGUCCUGCCGCCUUCAGUGCGCGCUGGCCGCCCUCUCCAUCGUCCUGGCCCUGGGCGGUGUCACCGCAGCGCCCUCGGACCCCAGACUCCGUCAAUUUCUGCAGAAGUCUCUGGCUGCUGCCGCGGGGAAGCAGGAGCUGGCCAAGUAUUUCUUGGCAGAACUGCUGUCUGAACCCAACCAGACAGAGAAUGAUGCCCUGGAACCUGAAGAUUUGUCCCAGGCUGCUGAGCAGGAUGAGAUGAGGCUGGAGCUGCAGAGAUCUGCUAACUCCAACCCUGCCAUGGCCCCCCGAGAACGUAAAGCUGGCUGCAAGAAUUUCUUCUGGAAGACUUUCACAUCCUGCUAAUUUGAUUGAUUGUACCUGUCAGACCUCUGAUCUCUCUCCUCCAGACCCUCUUUCUCUUCCCUAGUCCCUCAAGUCUUCAGCAAGAUCCUGGCAUUAGAAAUUGAAAAAUGUAAAUAUAAAAUAAAAUUGUGGUGAAAAGUUGAAAA
Messenger RNA from Elephantulus edwardii (Cape elephant shrew), 612 nucleotides. RefSeq names its product somatostatin (gene SST). The record is from RefSeq and is a predicted model, not a curated record. Lineage: Eukaryota; Metazoa; Chordata; Mammalia; Macroscelidea; Macroscelididae. Gene Ontology annotation, cellular component: extracellular region. Bases 116 to 466 code for a protein of 116 amino acids. Gene Ontology annotation, molecular function: hormone activity. The transcript has 2 exons. Gene Ontology annotation, biological process: regulation of cell migration.